GCAGUUGAAUGACGUAUGAGAACGUUGGCUCAAACUAAGGUUAAAGUAGGGUAAACAAACGGCUUUUUACGCUCAGUAUUAGUAACAUAAAUUAUUCAAGUUAUGGCGCUGAAGUUGUUCAGUUCAUGUUCAGUUUGACCGGUAAAAGACACAAUGUUAGCUCUGUUGUCGCAGCAAGCCGUCGGUGUUUGUAGAAAACACAGAUGGUUGCUUGUAACGCUUUCAAAAAGAAACGCUCGCGUUUUAACUACCAAACAGAUAAGCACAGACAGCGGUAAACAUGUGCUGUCACGGUGUGAUGUCAGGAAAACGAUUUUUUCAAGACCAGCGCGGACAAUAACAAAUCAGCCACAGAAGAAAAUCAUUGAGUGUCUUCUUCACAGACCUUUGUGUCCUGGCAUGGUGGGACUUCGCAUGGAGUUAAUCAGGAACAACUUGCUGAGAAACCCUCUUGGUUUGGUAAAGCUGUUAGGGGGAACAAACUUUUUCUGUGCAUCUCAGUCUAAACAAGAGCAAAAUAAAAAUUCCGAACCAACAGGGAAAACUCCAAAGGAAGACGAAGAGGAGAAGAAACGCCGCGAUCAGAUGAAGCAUCACUUGGAGCGCCUGCGGCUCCUCGUCAUAUUAGCACUCCUUAUGAGCCUGACCAAGUACUUUAACAUCAACGAUAGCAACAUCUCGUGGAAUGACUUUGUCAACGAGAUGCUGGCCAAGGGAGAGGUGUCUCAGGUGCAGGUUGAUCCUGAGAGUGACGUCGUGAAAAUUUACGUUCACCCGGGAGCAGUUAUUUUUGGACGACCUCAGAAGCAGGCGCUUGCAUACAAAAUGCGUGUGGCCAGCGUUGAUAAAUUUGAGGAGAAGCUGAGGGCAGCUGAAGAAGAGCUGAACAUCGACGCUAAGGACAGAAUACCAGUGUCCUACAAACGCGUUGGAUUCUUUGGAAACAUAUCUCCGGCGACGGUUGCUAUUGGUGCGUUCAUUCUCUGGCACAUCAUCAGACUUGUGAGGAUGUUUGCCCGAGAAAGCUUCAGCGCUUUUAAUCAUAUGAAGAGGGCCAAGUUCACCGUUGUAGACGGGACAUCCGGUAAAGGUGUGAGUUUUAAAGAUGUAGCGGGAAUGUACGAGGCAAAGGUGGAAUUGAAGGAGUUUGUCGAUUACCUAAAGAGUCCAAAACGAUACUUCCAGCUGGGAGCCAAAGUUCCAAAGGGUGCGCUGCUGCUCGGACCUCCAGGAUGUGGCAAGACUCUGCUAGCGAAGGCUGUGGCUACAGAAGCCCAAGUGCCAUUUCUGGCUAUGGCCGGCUCAGAGUUUGUAGAGGUCAUUGGAGGUCUUGGUGCUGCACGAGUCCGGAGUCUGUUCAGUGAGGCUCGUUCUCGAGCGCCCUGCAUCAUUUACAUCGAUGAGAUCGAUGCUGUGGGGAGGGAGCGCUCCAGCAACAUGUCUGGUGUCUUGAAUACGGAAGAGGAGCAGACGCUCAACCAGCUUCUGGUGGAGAUGGAUGGAAUGGAAACAGCAGGCCCCGUCGUUGUUCUUGCCUCCACUAACAGAGCAGAUAUGUUGGACAAUGCACUGAUGAGACCGGGCCGGCUGGACAGACACAUCUUCAUAGAUCUGCCCACGCUGCAGGAGAGGAAGGAGAUCUUUGAGCAGCAUCUGAAGGCCCUGAAGUUGACCCAACCAGCGAAUUUCUAUUCUCAGCGGCUGGCUGAGCUCACCCCAGGCUUCAGUGGUGCGGACAUCGCCAACAUUUGUAACGAAGCUGCUCUGCACGCUGCCAGAGAGAGCUUCAAGUCCAUUCACACCAUUAGCUUCGAGUAUGCAGUUGAACGAGUUUUAGCAGGGAGCGUAAAGAAGAGUAACGUCCUGUCUAAGGAGGAGCAGAAAGUCGUUGCUUUUCACGAGUCUGGACAUGCGUUAGUGGGAUGGCUGCUGGAGCACACGGAGGCUGUGAUGAAGGUGUCCAUCGCCCCGCGGACGAACGCAGCCCUGGGUUUUGCUCAGAUUUUACCUCGCGAACAGUUCCUGUUCACCAAGGAGCAGCUGUUUCAGCGCAUGUGUAUGGCUCUGGGAGGAAGAGCAGCCGAGGCGAUCAUCUUCAACAGCGUCACCACAGGAGCUCAGGAUGACCUGCGUAAAGUGACCCGCGUGGCGUACUCCAUGGUGAAGCAGUACGGCAUGUGUGACGGUGUCGGACAGGUCUCGUUCCCAGAGAGGGGGGAACUGGAAGCCAUUGGACGCCAUCCUUUCAGCCAGGGUCUGCAGCAGCAGAUGGACCAUGAGGCUAUGAUGCUGAUAGCUCGUGCUUACAGACAAACAGAGAAACUGCUGCUAGACAACAGAGACAAGCUCGCACUGUUGGCCAACACUCUGUUAGAGCAUGAGGUGGUCAACUACGACGACAUCGAGGCCUUGUUGGGUCCUUCGCCUUACGGACCCAAGAAGAAGAUCCUCCCACAGAGUUGGGUGGAGGCCGAGAGAGACAAGCAAGACACGGGAGAAGACGAGCUUCAGCCUCCUCCUCGCAAGCACAGGGAGGAGGACGUAGACCCGCAGUUAGCUUGAUUUUACUGCGAAAUGUUUCUCCAUUUUUGCUGCUUUUUGUUAGAAAUCUUUGUGAAACCUGGGUCUGAGUUUCUACCAUUUAGCGCCCAAAGGAAUAAUCAAAGUUUUGACAACUUUGCAGUCCCUUCAGACUUUUGUGUAAACGCUCACCAGUUCUCCCGUUGUCUGAAGCAUUUUGUGAAUACGAAUGAUAAUGCGCAGCUUGAUUGUCGAAGCAGGAAAUACGGUGGCGCUAAUAAAGAAAUCUCCUAAGAUGGAUAAAAUAUCAACAUUUCAGCGUUGAUUGUCGUGUGUUGUAAUGUGACUUGUGUUCAUGGUUUGAACGAAGUACUGAGUUUAGUCACGUUCAAGUUUGUGGAAUUUCUUUGGGGAAAUAUUUUACUUUGGCAAGUGGAAGUAAAAGAACAGCAAGGCAAAUUAUGAGUUCACACGUUUUAUACCCGAGCAUAGAUCUUGUAUUUAUCUAAA
Messenger RNA from Nematolebias whitei (Rio pearlfish), 3030 nucleotides. It is a transcript of the gene spg7, whose product is annotated as SPG7 matrix AAA peptidase subunit, paraplegin. The transcript is spliced from 17 exons. Gene Ontology annotation, cellular component: m-AAA complex; membrane. Gene Ontology annotation, biological process: protein-containing complex assembly; mitochondrial protein processing. Gene Ontology annotation, molecular function: ATP hydrolysis activity; ATP-dependent peptidase activity; metalloendopeptidase activity. The coding region runs from base 154 to 2562 and encodes 802 amino acids. The record is from RefSeq and is a predicted model, not a curated record. Lineage: Eukaryota; Metazoa; Chordata; Actinopteri; Cyprinodontiformes; Rivulidae.